This is a messenger RNA of Debaryomyces fabryi, 1092 nucleotides long. RefSeq names its product Hgh1p (gene HGH1). The record is from RefSeq and is a predicted model, not a curated record. Bases 1 to 1092 code for a protein of 363 amino acids. The transcript has a single exon. NCBI's taxonomy places the organism in Eukaryota, Fungi, Ascomycota, Pichiomycetes, Serinales, Debaryomycetaceae.
AUGCCCACCGAGUUAGAAGAAUUAGUAUCAUUUUUACAUGCACCCCAACCAGCGGUAAUUCAAAUUGCUUUGGAUAAUUUAGUUGGUUAUUCACAAGGUGCUCAUCAACAAGUUUUCAGUUACGAUAACUAUGAAGCUAUUAAGGAUUUAAAGAAAUUAGCAAGAGAUGAAGGUAAGACCACUGUCGGACAGUCUGUAACCAUAUUAGCUAAUUUAUGCGAUGAUUUAACUAUGAGAAAUUUAAUUGUGGAGGAUGAAGAAUUCUUGAAAUUUUUGGUUUCUGCUGUGAUUAACUCUAAGAACUUAAACGCAGACUUAAUGUGUAUUUUAUUGACAAACUUAGCUAAAAAUGACAAUAUUACUAAAGUAUUUGAUUUCAAUAUUACCCACAAUGAUGAACAAAAGAAAAUCUUUAAAUCUUCGAAAGCUAUGGAUUGCUUAAUGGAUUGUUUUGUGAAGGGUUUUGAUAGAUCCUUGAAUAAAUACGCAGACUAUGAUUAUUUAGCCUACUUUUUUGCUGAUAUUUCUAGAUUUUUACAAGGUAGAGAAUAUUUUAUCACAGAGCAAGCCUAUGACGAAGUUGUACCAAUAUCUAAGUUGUUAGUAUUCACUGAAAAGUACGAUUCUAAGAUUAGAAGGGAAGGUGUUGCAUCAACUAUUAAGAAUUCAUUAUUUGACUCAAGACCACACAUGAAUCUAUUGACAGAUGAUAAAAUAAAUAUUUUGCCAUAUAUAUUAUUGCCAAUUGCUGGUCCUGAAGAACUUGAUGAAGAUGAUAUGUUCAACUUACCUGAUGAAUUACAAUUAUUACCAUCUGAUAAAAAGAGGGAUCCAGUAAAGGCAAUUAUCUGCACUCAUUUAGAAUCAUUAUUAUUAUUAUGUACAACUAGGGAAGUAAGAGAGUAUCUUAGAGAAAAAUCGGUUUAUCCAUUAGUCAGGGAAUUGCAUAAAGUUAUGCAGGAAGAAGAGGAUGUAGUUGAAUUGUGUGAUAGAUUGGUUCAAAUGUUGAUGAGAGACGAGGCCAAGGAAGAAAACCAAGAAGAGGAAGAAGAAAGUGAUGAUGAAGACGAUAAAGUUGUUGAGAUUUUAUAG